Molecule: messenger RNA, 4089 nt
Organism: Aspergillus homomorphus CBS 101889
Lineage: Eukaryota; Fungi; Ascomycota; Eurotiomycetes; Eurotiales; Aspergillaceae
Product: MFS general substrate transporter
Exons: 8
Coding region: 1-4089 (1362 amino acids)
Biological process (GO): transmembrane transport
Molecular function (GO): transmembrane transporter activity
Source: RefSeq, a predicted model, not a curated record
AUGAUCGGCUCUAUACGCAUCGCGGGCGGGUUCGCUCCAUCCGGUCUCUUAAUUUGCGCUACUCUACUAUGCCUAUGUCUACGAACGGUUCAUGCAGAGGUUGAUUCUGUUUUCAAAUCGAGACCUGAUCUCUACCCUCCUGUCCUCACCUUAGAACAUCGCAACCCGGAUAAGCUCAGUCCCGGAUAUAUCUUUGUGGGGCCCUACGAGGCCGCCAACUCCGGUCCCUACAUUUAUGAUGAUGAAGGGUACCAGGGGAAAGACCAUCUGUGCUUCUUCCAGGGCGUUCAACAGAACGGAUACUGUCGUGGCCAUGGCGUGAUUAUGGACGGCAAUUAUCGGAUCGUUCGCACCGUGGUCCCUGGAGGUGGUAUGGCAUCGAGUGACAUGCACGAGUUUUUGCCCAUCAACGACGGCAAGACUGCGCUGUUGACUGUGUACCAGCAGCGGCAGUUCGAUAUGAGUCUGUGGAAUGUGAAGACAGGCAUGGGAUGGUUGAUGGAGAGUAUCUUUCAGGAGGUGGACGUCGAGACGAACGAGGUGCUGUUCGAAUGGAAGUCUCUGGACCAUGUUGACCCAUCGGCUGCUUAUACCUGGCCCAGCCACACGGAUACCUCGGGCACAGGGCUGGACCCGCGCUCGCCUUGGGACUACUUUCAUAUCAACUCGAUCGACAAGAACAGCGACGGCGACUAUUUGAUUUCCUCCCGCCACACCUGCGCGAUCUACAAAAUCUCUGGCAAAGACGGAUCCGUCAUCUGGCAGCUGCAUGGAGCCAAACCGUCGUUCAAGAAUAUUAACUUCAGCUUCUCACAGCAACACGAUGCCCGAUUUCUCAGCGAGAAUGCCACCCAUACGCUCCUGUCGCUUUACAACAACGGGUUCAAUGGCUUCAACCGAACCCACGAGUAUUCUUCCGGAAUGAUUAUCCUGAUAGAUCACCGCGACAAUACAGCUACGCAGCUGCUCGAAUAUGCACCCCCGGGCAAGACUAUGAUCAGCUCCAGCCAGGGAAACCUGCAGGUCCUACCGAACGGUAAUGCAUUCAUCGGCUGGGGCAACAACGCAUACAUCUCCGAGCAUGAUGAGGAGGGCAAUGUCCUCCUGUGGGGAUACAUCGACAAGGACCGGAUUAUGAACUACCGUGCUCAGAAGUUCGAAUGGGAGGGGAGUCCAACCGACGUGCCGGCAUUGUGGACAUAUGCUCGAUCCAGCGAGACGUACGCGCCGACCACCUUUUACGUCAGCUGGAACGGGGCCACCCGAGUGAAAUACUGGCGAUUCUACGGCGCGCAGAACGCCACGGGCCCAUUCAUGUUGGUGAAACAGGUCGCGAAGAAAGGGUUCGAGACAAGCUAUACAGCUACCGAUUUCUACCAGUGGACCUAUGCGGAAGCGGUCGAUGUGGAGGGCAAAGUGCUCGGCAAAUCCCGGAACCUGUUCACUUUUGUCCCAUCGGCGGAGUUGCAAAAUUUCUGCGCGACCGAUGCGUGUGAGAAUGCCCAGGCGUAUGGAAUGCCGAAUGAGGAGGGCGCAGGGCCUGCCAUUCCGCCGGCCGGUAUCGUUACCGUGCCUUGGGUUGACCCGGGUUAUCCAGAUACUUUGUACGAUUGGGGACAGACCGGGAACUCUGGAGAGUCGGGGACUAAGGAAGAGACGGAGACGACCGAAUCGUCCCACGAUAAUGUAAGAUGGAUAGCUCCCGCCUUUGGAUUUGUGGUUACGGCAGUGGCCAUUUACACGAUCCUUCGGGUCUAUCGGCGGCGGCAGCAGCAGCAGCAGGAUCUCAGCCGGGUGAAGGAGAGAGCUUCGACGGAGAGUCUAGAUCAGAUGGAACGAGCGCCGCACUCAAUGGGGUCGGACGAGCUGCCCUGGUGGCAUUGGCGUCGACUGGACCAAUCUGACCCAUUUUUGGCCCCUCCUUGCAUCUUUCUCUUCUGCUUUCUGCUAUCUAUCCUCCUAUCACAACUCGUGCCGAUGCCCGUCCCACGAACUGCUUCCCAAGGAACCGGCCGGCGACCAUCCUUGACGCUUAACGCCGCUCCUCUUACUGCCACUCCCACAUCAUCCUCCGCCAUCGCUUCUCCCCUCCCAACACCCAACCCACUCUCCGCAACCUCUUCCUCCUUCGCCCAGUCCACCAAGAAUCGGCAUGCUGCCCGUCAUACGCGAGCUACCUCGUGGACUUCCGGUCACGACCAAGGCGGCGAACCCUCGUCCUCGACCUCUACUCAUUUCCCGCACCACCAACAGCGUCGGCGUCGCGAGUCCAACCUUUCCCUAGCCGACGUCUCCGAAGGAUCCUCCGGCCGCUACGAGGACUACGACAACGACUCUCAUACCAUGGCCUCGAGGAAUACUUCUAUGGACUGGGGUCAUGCCCGCAGUCGCUCUCACAGUCAGUCGCAGACCGCCAUGCUGCGGCCUCAAGAAUUGGCCGAUACCCCCUCCGCGCCUCCGAUCUCGCGCCCGACCCCAGUCACUUGGAUGUCUUUGCCGAAAAAGAGCCAGCUCGCGUUAUUGGGUCUCUGCCGUGUCUUCGACUUCCUGCAGAUUGCCUCCCUGCAGGCCUACAUGUUCUACCAGCUGAAAUCCUUCGACGAGAACCUAUCCGAUGCCGAUGUUUCCACCCAGGCCGGAAUCUUACAGGGCGCCUUUACGGCCGCACAGUUUGCGACAGCCAUUCCUUGGGGUCGCGUGGCAGAUGCGGAAUGGGGAGGCCGCAAAUUUGUGCUGCUGGUUGGCUUGCUGGGAACUGCUUUGUCCUGCUUGGGGGUCGCUUUCUCAACGUCGUUCGCGCAGGCCGUGUUCUGGCGUUCGUUUGGCGGUGCCAUCAACGGGACUGUCGGUAUCAUUCGGACAAUGAUUGCGGAAAAUGUCAAGGAGAAGAAGUACCAUUCGCGCGCGUUCCUGAUCCUGCCGAUUGGGUUUAAUGUGGCUGCUUUGUUUGGUCCGGUGAUGGGUGGUAUGCUGGCCGAUCCUGUCAAGGCUUAUCCUCGGCUCUUCGGGCCCGAUUCGUCGUUCGGCGGUGCCAACGGUGUGCAAUGGCUAAUUCGUUACCCCUACGCCUUGCCCAUGCUGGCUAAUGCCAUUUUCCUAUCGUUUGCGGCGGCUUGUGUUGCCAUUGGUUUGGAAGAGACCUUGGAAGCUUGUAAAGGCAAGCCUGGUCUUGGUGUAUUCUCGAUGCGCAUCUUCGCACGGAGUGUUCGCGCCCUGGUGCCCUCGUCCUCCCCGCUGUACCAUCGUCUCCCGUUCGCCGACUACGACGAGGAAGGUCCUCUACUGGGCCGACGGGAUGCGACCGAGAGCUACGAGCUGGAAGAGAAGGCUACGAAGUACACUCGUCAGAGCCGCACCUUGCCUUUCCGUCGGAUCUGGACCAAGAACGUUCUGUGCACGCUUUUGGCGCAGGCCUUCUUCGACUUCCAAAUGGGUGCUUUUAACAAUCUCUGGCUGUUAUUCCUCUCGACCCCUCGCUACGACCCUAACGACCCCACUAGUCCCUUGCAGAAACUGCCCUUCGUCUUCACUGGUGGGUUGGGCAUGUUACCACAGAGUGUCGGCUUUGCGACUGCGAUUCUUGGCAUUAUCGGCAUGCUCCUCCAAUUCACUAUUUACCCUAGCAUCAACGGCCGUCUAGGCACGGCCAAGAGUUACCAAUAUUUCCUGACUCUGUUCCCUCUGGCGUAUGCGUUUGCGCCAUACAUUGCUCUCGCGCCGUCCUCGGUUCCGCCGCCGGGCCAGGCCAACGGCGGCUGGGUGUGGUUUUCGAUCAUCGUCGUUCUCUUCCUGCAAGUGACGGCGCGAACCUUCACUCUGCCAACCUCAAUCAUUCUUUUGAACAACUGCUCGCCCCACCCGUCAGUGCUGGGCACCAUCCAUGGCAUUGGCCAAUCUGUGUCCUCCGCAUUCCGUACCAUUGGACCGAUCUUCUCGGGCUCAUGGUACGGUUACGGUUUGGAGAUGGGCAUGGUCAGCUUUGCCUGGUGGUUGGUUGCCCUGGUGUCGGUGUUUGGCUGCGUGGCAGCCAUUUUCGUGUACGAAGGCUCGGGGCAUGAGAUUAUUCUUCCCGGCGAGGAAGAAUAUUAG